Chenopodium quinoa (quinoa) is the source of this 1867-nucleotide messenger RNA. RefSeq names its product transcription factor bHLH110-like. The record is from RefSeq and is a predicted model, not a curated record. The transcript has 7 exons. Gene Ontology annotation, cellular component: nucleus. Lineage: Eukaryota; Viridiplantae; Streptophyta; Magnoliopsida; Caryophyllales; Amaranthaceae. Bases 307 to 1692 code for a protein of 461 amino acids. Gene Ontology annotation, biological process: regulation of transcription by RNA polymerase II. Gene Ontology annotation, molecular function: DNA-binding transcription factor activity, RNA polymerase II-specific; RNA polymerase II cis-regulatory region sequence-specific DNA binding; protein dimerization activity.
GAGAGUUAUUCCUCCUAAGCUUUCUUUCUUUUCAAGGGUACUUUAAGAGGUGUUGAAAACACAAAAGAGGAUAUUAUAGAAAUGAGAAAAAAGUUUUUUUAAAAAAAAAGCAAUAUAAUGCAUAAAAACUUGGGUUUUUUGUGGCUGUCACCUGAAACUAUUCUUGUUGUUUGGAGGGAGUUCAGAAUUAUGGGGAGGAGAUUAAAUUAAUACACUCUUAAUCUUGGGAUUUUAAAGCCCAAUUUUUUUAUAUAUAUAAUUAUAUUUAUCUUUACUUAAUUAUAUUAUGCACAUAUUAUUACUUAAAUGUGUGAUAUAAGCAUGGAAUCUUCAAAUCUUCAUCAACAACAUAAUCAUCAUCAUCAUCAUCUUCAAGAUCAUCAACUUAUUGCAGAUUCUUCUUCUAAUAAUCCACCUUCUUUGCCUUCUCCAUGUUUUAGUGUUGCAGAAAAUGAACAUGCUUGGAGAACUCCCACUUUCUUUUUGAACAAUAAUGGCAAUAUCCAUGCAACUUGUGGUGAAGAUGCUCCUACUUCUCUUAACAAUUCCCUAAUACAAGAAGUAGGUUUUCCUUGGCCUAAUGAUCAUAUUGCCAUUAAUCAAUCUACUCCUCACCAAGAACAUCAUCAUCAACUUAUCGCCGACAAAAUUAAGGAAGAACAAUCACCAUCAACCUCCUCAGAUCACCAUGAUAAUCCUACUUUCGCGAAAUUUAGUGACAUGUUAAGCUCCUCAACUUCAUCACCAAGUGAAAUGCUUCUUCUCAAAAACACAUUAUCUCCUACUUUCAAAAACCAUAUGCUUUCUAAUAAUAGAAAUCUUCAUAAUCAACCUUCAACAUUUCAACCAAAUAUACAACAAUUUCAUCAAAAUACUAAUAAAAGCAUUAGUACUACUUUCAGCCAGAUUUUUCCUAGUGUAAAUAUUUCGAACAUGAACAACAAUAAUAUGUCUUCACCAAUAUCUUCAAGUUCAAGCACAAUUGAUCCUCAGAUGGCUAAUAAUGCUCAAAAUGGUUUCGAUCUAUUCGCUACUGCUCGAUUUCUAAGUGGAGAGACUCUUAACAAUCAUUCCUCUCCAAGUAAUAAUCUCCUAGAGCUGUUUGAAGGUAGUCCUCGGUUCAAAGUUGAUCAUGAUAUGCAACAGUCUAAUGAUCUCAAACUUUGCAACUUUCCUAAUAAUAAUCUUUCAUCUUUUAACAAUAAUAAUGGAGUCAUCCCAGCUAAUUCAAAGAACUACAUUAUGGAGCAACAAUCAACUCAUCAUCAAAUGUCAUCUAAAAAACCACGCUUCGAACCACGCGCUUCUUGCCCUCCUUUUAAGGUAAGGAAAGAGAAGUUAGGAGAUAGAAUCGCGGCACUUCAACAACUAGUGGCACCCUUUGGCAAGACAGAUACAGCUUCAGUGUUGAUGGAAGCGAUUGGAUACAUCAAAUUCCUCCAAAACCAAGUUGAGACACUAAGUGUUCCAUACAUGAAGUCAUCAUGUCACAACAAAAGCUCCAAUACUACUCAAAGGGUUAAAGAAGAUGAAUUUUGUGAGAGUGAUGAAUCAAUAUUAAAAGACGACUUAAGAAGCCGAGGAUUAUGUCUUGUGCCUCAAUCAUGCAUGUCCUAUAUUAAUUUAGCAAGUGAUGCUGCCAUUAAUGGUGGUAUUUGGCCAUCUCCUAAUUUUAAUCCUGCUGGCUUCUAAUUAUAACUUUUAAAAAAUGUGUAAAAAGAAAAUAUAUACGAGUAUUUAGUAAUUAUAUAUAUAUGUUAUUUGUAUGAUUAAUGGAGCAAACUUGGUCAUCUUGAAUGAAUUCAUAAUAUCGAGAUAGACCACGUUUGAUCCAUUUUUUAUUUUUCUAAGGCAUAAUAUAUAAUUA